Messenger RNA from Drepanopeziza brunnea f. sp. 'multigermtubi' MB_m1, 2100 nucleotides. RefSeq lists its product as uncharacterized. Gene Ontology annotation, biological process: signal transduction; regulation of GTPase activity. The record is from RefSeq and is a predicted model, not a curated record. Gene Ontology annotation, cellular component: cytoplasm. Lineage: Eukaryota; Fungi; Ascomycota; Leotiomycetes; Helotiales; Drepanopezizaceae.
AUGGCAGACGAGAACCCCGACCGCAUCCUCUCUGAGCCUCCGGACUCAUCAAAUACCCAACGCGACGGGACUGGAAGCACCGGGACACCACCACCACCACCCAAUGUCACGGCUACUACCACUGCCAGCACUGGCGACGACGUGUCUCCUGUCAAUGGCGACUCGAGCACCGAUUCUGCGCCCCCGCCAGCUGUCGAUCCAAAUGCAAAGGCCGUACACGAAGUCGUCAACUCGGAAAUUGGAAUAUCGACCCUCUUGAAUCGUCUCAAGCAGAGCAUAGCUUCCGCAAAAGAGUUUGCUACGUUUCUGAAGAAGCGUGCAGCCCUUGAGGAUGAACAUUCGAACGGGAUGAAGAAGCUUUGCAGGGUUACAGCGGAGAGCAUUCGGAGACCAGACCACCGGCAUGGCUCAUUUCUACAAUCUUAUGAAGAGGUCAUGACGAUUCAUGAGCGCAUGUCAGAUAACGGGGCACAGUUCGCAAUUUCUUUGCACCAGAUGCACGACGACCUGGGGGAGAUAGCCACGAACAUGGAGCGGGGACGCAAGCAGUGGAAGACGACUGGCUUGACAGCUGAACAACGAGCUGCCGACGCAGAGGCAGCUAUGAAAAAAUCCAAAGCCAAGUAUGACUCGUUGGCUGAGGACUAUGAUAGAGCCAAAACUGGGGACCGUCAACAGACCAAGAAGUUUGGCUUGAAAGGGCCGAAGUCUUCGGCACAGGUUGAAGAAGACCUAUACCGGAAGUUAAAGGCUGCAGAUGAGGACUAUGCGUCAAAAGUGCAAACGGCACAGAAUCUGAGGUCGGAAUUACUGGCAAAGACAAGGCCUGAGACUGUGAAAGCCCUCGAGGACUUGAUCAAUGAAUGCGACUCGGCGUUGACACUUCAAAUGCAGAAGUUUGCAUCAUUCAACGAGAAGCUCCUUCUCAGCAAUGGACUCAAUAUCAGCCCACUCAAGGGAAAUGAGUCCAUCAGCAAACCUCGUAGUCUUCGGGAAGUUGUCCAUGCUAUCGACAACGAGAAAGACCUUAGUAAAUAUAUUAGCGGCUUCGCCAGCCAGGUACCUCCUCGGACCUCGGAGAUUAAAUAUGAAAAAAAUCCGGUGUUGAACAACCCAGCGCCAGCCCAACGUCAUUCAGAUACUACCGCGUCUUCUAGAUCGCAACAACAAGGCCUACCACCCCAGUCUAUGGGAGUGACUCAGUCAUCACAGCAGACACACAUGAGCCACCCGUUCAACCAGCAUCCGCCCACGCCUGCACAAGGACCUAAUUCUUCAAUGCAGCAGUACGGUACAGCACCGCCUGGAGGCCCAAUUCGUGGUACAUCCUAUGGUUCUGGCCCUAUGGGCUCCAGUGGUCCCCCCCAGCUAUCUUCUCUCCCAUUCCAAAACUCGCCACCUCCUUCCCAGCACCAGUCCUAUCACCCGUCUGCUGUAGCUACUCAAGCCCCUUACUCCGGACCUCCUCCCACUCUCAGUAUAGUCAAUCUACCACCACUAAAGCCGGUCUUCGGUUUGAGCCUGGAGCAGCUGUUUGAUAGAGAUGGGUCGGCAGUACCUAUGGUCGUAUACCAGUGUAUACAAGCCGUGGAUCUUUUUGGACUAGAGGUCGAGGGCAUCUACCGACUUUCUGGAACUUCUUCACAUGUAUCCAAGAUCAAGGCACUGUUCGAUAAUGAUGCCUCAAAGGUAGACUUCCGCGACCCUGCAAACUUCUUCCACGACGUGAACAGUGUUGCUGGUCUUUUAAAGCAGUUCUUUCGUGAUCUUCCUGAUCCACUGUUAACUGCUGAGCACUAUGCCGGUUUCAUCGAAGCUGCCAAAAAUGAAGAUGACAUAGUUCGCCGCGACUCGUUACACGCCAUUAUCAACAGUCUUCCGGACCCCAACUAUGCGACGCUUCGCGCACUGACAUUGCAUCUCAACCGUGUCCAGCAGAACUCGCCUGUAAAUCGGAUGAACGCUAGCAAUUUGGCCAUCGUCUUCGGACCUACUCUUAUGGGUGCAAGCACUGGACCGAAUAUCCAAGAUGCAGGCUGGCAAGUUAGGGUCAUCGAUACGAUACUUCAAAACACCUACCAGAUCUUCGAUGAUGACUGA